AUGGAUCCCAACGUAACCGACCUACUUCACGAUUUUCCACCAUUCUUCCGAGUCCACAAAAAUGGCAAAAUCGAAAGGUACUUAGAACCCGAUUUUGUGCCGCCGUCGCACGAUCCAACCACCAAUGUACAAUCGAAAGACGUUGUAAUUUCGCCGGGAAAACCCGUUUCAGCUAGGCUGUACAUCCCCAAAAGUGUAACUCCCAAUCAAAAGCUGCCACUCCUUAUCUACAUCCACGGCGGCGCUUUUUCAAUCGAAUCGGCGUUUUCUUCCCUAUACCAUAACUAUCUCAAUAGUCUAGUAGCCGAAGCUAAGGCCAUUGCAGUGUCUAUUGAAUAUAGAUUAGCGCCGGAACAUCCUGUUCCGGCGUGUUAUGACGAUUGUUGGGAGGUAAUUAAGUGGGUAGAAUUGCAUGCUGGUGGACAAGGUCCGGAUCCAUGGUUGAAUGAAUUCGCGGAUCUCGACCGGGUUUUCCUCGUCGGCGACAGCGCUGGAGCCAAUUUAUCUCAUAACAUGGCAAUACGAGCCAGUAUCGACGAAUCCAGAUCUGCUAUCAAAAUUGUCGGUAUAGUUUUGGUUCAUCCAUUCUUUGGGAACCACGAACCUAACAAGCUUUGGAAUUUCAUUUGCCCAGAAACGACAGGGUUGAAUGACCCGAGACUGAAUCCGGCUGCGGAUUUGGAUAUAUUAUCGAGAUUAGGGUGCAAAAGAGUGUUGGUUUGCGUUGCAGGGAAUGAUUUGUUGAAGGCAAGGGGCCAGACUUACUACGCCGCAGUGAAGAACAGCAAUUGGAAGGGUGAAAUUGAAAUUAUAGUGACUGAAGGAGAAGAUCAUGUAUUUCAUUUGUUUAAGCCGACUUCAGAAAAUGCUGUUUUCUUGUUGAAGAAAAUUGUUGGCUUCAUGAAUAAGGACAAGCUUCCCUCUGUUCUUUAG
Molecule: messenger RNA, 933 nt
Organism: Fraxinus pennsylvanica
Lineage: Eukaryota; Viridiplantae; Streptophyta; Magnoliopsida; Lamiales; Oleaceae
Source: the annotation of a GenBank genome assembly